Molecule: messenger RNA, 1359 nt
Organism: Penicillium verhagenii
Lineage: Eukaryota; Fungi; Ascomycota; Eurotiomycetes; Eurotiales; Aspergillaceae
Product: WD40 repeat domain-containing protein
Exons: 4
Coding region: 1-1359 (452 amino acids)
Biological process (GO): TOR signaling; regulation of actin cytoskeleton organization
Cellular component (GO): TORC1 complex; TORC2 complex
Molecular function (GO): protein binding
Source: RefSeq, a predicted model, not a curated record
AUGGAGCGGGCUCCAUCACCUCGACAGGCUGGACCUGUCGCAAACGAUUCUGGAAACCACAUUCUCCCUACGGUCACAUACUCCAGUCGCCCACCCCUACCAGUGGUCCCUCGCGAUUCUGCAUAUCGUCUUAGAAGAUUUAAACGACUCCACAGCAAUAUGAGUGUCAUCCUCUGCACAGCGGGGUAUGACCAUACCAUCCGGUUCUGGGAAGCCCUAUCCGGGAUUUGCUCACGAACCAUUCAGCACCCAGACUCUCAAGUCAAUCGACUGUGUAUCACCCCCGACAAGCGAUUUCUUGCAGCUGCUGGGCACAAUAAUGUCAAGCUCUUUGACAUCAAGUCCACCAAUCCAAACCCAGUGAUGACCUUCGAAGGUCACACAGGCAAUAUCACGGGAGUCGCGUUCCACUGCGAAGGGAAAUGGAUGGUCACAAGCUCUGAGGAUGGUACUGUGAAGGUAUGGGAUACUCGUACGGGCAGUUUACAACGAAAUUACGUCCACCGAGCUGCUGUCAACGACGUUGUGAUCCAUCCUAAUCAGGGGGAGCUCAUCAGCGGUGAUCGUGCUGGUAUGGUCCGAGUCUGGGAUCUAGGCGAAAGUGUCUGUACACACCAGUUAAUUCCGGAGGAUGACACUGCUGUUCUCAGCGUGAGCGUUGCUAGCGAUGGCUCACUGCUCUGUGCUGGAAAUAAGAAGGGUAAUGUCUACAUUUGGCGCAUGGUUCAGACAGAGGAGUCGACUAGAAUCAUCCCCAUUUGCACCUUCCAGGCCCAUAAGGACUACCUCAGCCGAGUUCUUUUGUCCCCCGAUGUCAAGCACCUGGCAACAUGCUCUGCCGAUCACACUGCCAAGGUAUGGAAUUUAGAUCCAGAGUACGCACCUGCCAAGGUUGCUAUUCAGGAAUGGAACCAGAAGCAAGCCCAAAGAGCCACCAAUGAAGAACAGACCGAACCCACUGCAGAGGCAGUUCAGGCACAGCAAGGUGCCGAGUUGAUGAACCAAGCCCGCGAUCUUCUGCGUAUCUUCGAUACCCCCAUGCCAGACCGAGAGCUGCUUCGCAUUUCAGACAAUGCUCCUCGCACAGAGACUCCUCAACAGACCUUCACGCCACAGCCUGAUGGGCCACCCAUGGACCCAGCAAAUGGCACGCUUUUCUUGGAAACAACCCUCGCCAACCAUCAGCGCUGGGUUUGGGACUGUGCCUUCUCCGCCGACUCCGCGUACCUCGUUACUGUUUCAAGCGAUCACUACGCCCGCCUGUGGGAGCUGAGCUCCGGCACCAUCAUUCGCCAGUACAGUGGCCACCACCGCGGUUCCGUGUGCGUUGCCCUGAACGACUAUUCUGAGCCUCGUUAA